CUUACUCAAAUCCUGCUGCUGCUGCUGCUGCUACCACACACUCUCUUCGUCUUCCUCUCAUCUGCUGUGCAGUCCAGUCGAUCGUCCCUUGCACUCUCUGAACCAGUCUCAACGCCUCACCUUGAAACCUUUUGGUCCCCGGUCUAUCGCCAAGCUUCGGGUCUCCCUCUACUGCUGCUGUUGCUGUCGUGCUCUCUCUGUGUGUGUGGGGAAGGAAGAAUUUAUUAUCAUCAUCUUGAAACGCUUCAUUCUAUCUUUCUUUUCCCCCCAUCCUUGACGUUGCACCACUCUGGCCACACCAUCCUCAACUAAACAAGGCGACCCUCUUCCUUCAAUUCCUUUCUCCAUUCCAACCAGACUCCCUUUGAAUCCGAUCACCGGACCCUCAACUUGUGCACAAUGCGAGGUGAACAUUGUAUCGCUGGAGCUUCGGUUCUCUCCGCUAUCGCCAUCAUCUUGUUGGUGUUCGUGAACAUUGGACAGAUCGGUACAGGAGCUUUGGUCAGUGGAAUAUAUAUGGCUCAGGUCAAUGUCGCUGCCUACGGAGCCGCUGUCCAAGCCGCCACAAAAUCAACACCUAAUGGACUGUACGAUACCCAAAACAACCCCCUAGGUACCAGCGCCGGUUUGAGGCAAUACUACCGAUAUGGAAUCUACCGAGCCUGCGCUUACCAAAAGGACGGUUCUGGAAUUUGCUCCGACUCUAGCUUUGGACACCCCAUGGAGCCGUACGGAGACGUCCUCGCGGACACUCCUAGCAAGUUCAAGAGUACUUUCAACCAGAUCGUCCCAAACUCGACAUACAAGAACGACUCGUACAACUCCGCCAUGACCCGUAUCGGAGGCUUGCUGAUCUUCGUUGGAUCAGCCCUCGCUGCUGUCGCCUUGAUCCUCGGUGUUCUUAAGAGCAAAGUCUUCUUCUUUGGAGCUGCCACUUGCUCUGGACUCUCUGCCUUCUUGCUUCUCAUCGGAGCUACGCUCUGGACAGCCUGCAUCGCUCAAGACUCCUCCAUUGCAGACUACGCCGUGGCCAAGACCCAAAACUUGGGUAUCACCACCACUGCUGGAGCUGGAUUGUACCUCACUUGGGCUGCGUUUGUCUUUGUGACAUUAUCUGUCCUGCCAUACGUCAUCGCCUGCUGUACCUUCCGACGAGACUAGGCGAUACCUAGGUGAUAGCGGCGGAGAGCAGCGAUGAAGCAGAGGCUCUUGAUGGGUUUCGGACAUCAUUCCCUUGUGCCCAGACACACAACUUGACGACACUCCAUCUCUCAACAGGGGGCGGACACGACUUUGACUCGGCGCCGUUGGGCAAACUUUUUUUUUCCAGCAUAGAGCAUCCUUUUGGUUUCAUCUCUCCCUCUCUCUCUCACACAAGGAAUCCAUCCUUCGUACCAUCCAAAACACACACUCCUUCCAAC
Messenger RNA from Kockovaella imperatae, 1421 nucleotides. Its product is annotated as actin cortical patch SUR7/pH-response regulator pali. Gene Ontology annotation, biological process: fungal-type cell wall organization. Lineage: Eukaryota; Fungi; Basidiomycota; Tremellomycetes; Tremellales; Cuniculitremaceae. The transcript is spliced from 6 exons. The coding region runs from base 400 to 1161 and encodes 253 amino acids. Gene Ontology annotation, cellular component: plasma membrane; cell cortex of cell tip. The record is from RefSeq and is a predicted model, not a curated record.